AUGCAAUGCAAUCCUCUUCUCCUCUUUUCUCUUCUGUACUCUUCUCUGCAGUAUGAGACCUUUGAGUCCAGCGUGCAUUUCGGCGUGCAUUUCGGCGAGGCUUUCGGCAUGCAUAUCGUCACGGUGACGCCGACGCUGCGUCGGACGCCGGGGGUGAUCUACUCUAAUCUGCAGCUCAAAGUGCAUUUGCUGGGAAUCAUAACCGGCCAGCCUCCGAGUCUCCGACAUCACAUAAGGCACGGCGCGGCGGUCGCAGGCAUGGCGGUCGCAGGCAUGAGCCCUCGAGUGUCUACUCAACCCGAGAAUUCGCCCGUGUCGCUCACAUACGCUAUGGGUUUCGACACACUUGACGGCGACGAACGCGCACUCCGUCAGGUCGGCGUCGAGAGCGACACCGACAGACUACAGCAACGGGUCCUCGCCGCUCCCGGCUCGUCACGCCAAACUCCAGUGCUCCACACGGCUAUGCUUCACCGUGCAUCUACACAGCCUCGAUUCUGGAAGCACG
Messenger RNA from Tricharina praecox, 508 nucleotides. RefSeq lists its product as uncharacterized. The record is from RefSeq and is a predicted model, not a curated record. The transcript has 7 exons. The annotation marks the transcript as partial. NCBI's taxonomy places the organism in Eukaryota, Fungi, Ascomycota, Pezizomycetes, Pezizales, Pyronemataceae.